Messenger RNA from Neltuma alba, 1931 nucleotides. RefSeq names its product beta-fructofuranosidase, cell wall isozyme-like. NCBI's taxonomy places the organism in Eukaryota, Viridiplantae, Streptophyta, Magnoliopsida, Fabales, Fabaceae. The record is from RefSeq and is a predicted model, not a curated record. The transcript has 7 exons. Bases 21 to 1739 code for a protein of 572 amino acids. Gene Ontology annotation, biological process: carbohydrate metabolic process. Gene Ontology annotation, molecular function: hydrolase activity, hydrolyzing O-glycosyl compounds.
UGCAAACCCUACAAAAACAUAUGGCUGUCUCUCGAAUCUGCUGUGUAUUGGCCAUCUUCUUCUCUUUGGUUCUUGGCCAUUGUGUUCUGAACAUUGAAGCCACCCACCAUGUUUAUAGAAACCUUAAAACUGUAUCUUCUUCCUCAAAUCAACCUUAUAGAACAGGUUACCAUUUCCAACCACCCAAGAAUUGGAUCAACGAUCCUAAUGGACCAAUGAGAUACAAAGGGCUAUACCAUUUGUUCUAUCAAUACAAUCCCAAAGGCGCUGUUUGGGGGAACAUUGUGUGGGCUCACUCUAUAUCAAAGGAUCUUGUAAAUUGGACCCCACUUAACCCAGCCAUCUACCCAUCUCGUCCGUCCGAUAUCAACGGGUGUUGGUCAGGAUCGGCCACGAUUUUGCCAGAUGGCAAGCCCGCCAUUUUAUAUACAGGAAUUGACCCGAAUAACCAACAAGUCCAAAACUUGGCCUACCCCAAAAAUGCCUCGGAUCCAUAUCUUAAGGAAUGGAUUAAGAUCCCUCAGAACCCCUUAAUGGCUCCAACCAGGGCUAAUGGAAUCAAUUCUAGCUCAUUCAGAGACCCUACCACUGCUUGGUUAGGCAAAGAUGGGCACUACAGAGUUCUAAUUGGGAACAAAAGGGACACCAGAGGGAUGGCACUGUUAUACAGAUCCAAAGAUUUUGUACAUUGGGUUAAAGCCAAACACCCUCUUUAUUCUGCUAGAGGCACUGGAAUGUGGGAAUGUCCUGAUUUCUUCCCAGUUUUGUCUAAGUCCAUGUUUGGUGUUGAUACUUCCGUUGAUGGACCUUUUGUUAGGCACGUGCUUAAGGUUAGUUUGGACGAUACAAAACAUGAUUACUAUUUGAUUGGGACUUAUGAUGCCAAGAAGGAUAAGUUUAUCCCGGAUACCGGAUUCCAGAAUGUUAAUUCUGUCUUGAGAUAUGAUUACGGGAAAUAUUAUGCCUCCAAAACUUUUUUUGAUGAUGCAAAGAAGAGAAGGAUCUUGUUAGGCUGGGUCAACGAAUCCUCAAGCGUUGCUGAUGAUAUCAAGAAAGGAUGGUCAGGGAUUCAUGCAAUUCCAAGGGCAAUCUGGCUUCACAAGUCAGGGAAGCAGUUGGUGCAAUGGCCGGUGCCUGAAAUUGAGAAGCUGCGUGCAAAUCCAAUUAACUGGCCAAUCAAAGUGCUCAAGGCUGGUCAACAUCUCCAAGUCACUGGUAUCACAGCUGCACAAGCUGAUGUUGAAGUGUCAUUCGAGGCAAAGGAGUUAGAGAAAGCGGAAAUAUUGGAAAAGUGGAUGGACCCCCAAGUUUUGUGCAGCAGAAAGGGUGCAGCAAUAAAAGGUGGAUUAGGACCUUUUGGUUUGCUUGCUUUUGCUUCAAAGGGCUUGAAAGAAUAUACUGCUGUCUUCUUCCGAAUCUUCAAAUACCAAAACAAACCUUUAGUCCUUUUCUGUAGUGACCAAAGCAGGUCUUCAUUGAAUAAGAAUAAUGAUCUCACCACUUAUGGGACCUUCCUUGAUGUUGACCCUUAUACGGAGAAUCUCUCACUUAGAAGCUUGAUUGAUCACUCAGUAGUGGAGAGUUUUGGAGGAGAAGGCAAGGCAGUGAUCACGGCCAGAGUUUACCCCACAUUGGCUAUCAAUGAUGAGGCUCAGAUUUAUGCCUUCAAUUAUGGUGCUGCUGAUGUUAAGAUCACCAGAUUGAAUGCUUGGAGCAUGAAGAAAGCACAAAUCAAUUGAGACCAAGCACAAAAAAAGUGGGAUAUAAUAAUACUAGCUAGAUUCAUUACGAGGAGUAUUUUUUAAUUUUAUAAAUGUUCAUUUUGCUUGUGCUUCCAAGUAUAGUAAAAAAGUUAGAUUUUUUUGGGCGAUUGUCACUUUGUAUUAUGAUUUGUUCCCUCAAAUAUAAUUAGAGUUUGGGUUUCAUCCGCA